Messenger RNA from Penicillium brasilianum, 734 nucleotides. The record is from the annotation of a GenBank genome assembly. Lineage: Eukaryota; Fungi; Ascomycota; Eurotiomycetes; Eurotiales; Aspergillaceae.
CACGAUUAUUCAGCGCUGGUGGUGAUUGGCGGGCUGCGGUAUACAACAGCCAUCCCGGACGAGACCCACUUGACACGCGCGAAAUACAGACGGGCUUGCUGGAGAACCAAGCGAGUUCGACACAUCAGAAUGGUAGAACGCUCGACAGAGCAGCGUCUGGACACGCUGCGCGCGUCAAUAGCCAAUCUCCAAACCCAACAAGCCCAGCUAGAAGCCGAGAUAGCAGAUAUCAAGAUACAACUCAAAAACGAUCCCUCGGAGACAGUAAAGCGGCACAUCCGCCUGUUACACGAGUACAAUGAGAUCAAGGAUAUCGCCCAGGGCCUGAUGGGUCUUAUCGCCGAAGCACGGGGUGUGCGACAGGUUGAUGUGCAGAGGGAAUAUGGGGUUAAAGAGCAGGAUUGAGAUGAUUAUCGUGUACGAUGCAUGAACUACCAUCACUCGGGCGAUGGAAGUCUGGAAUAUGACUUGAGUAUCUGCCACGAUGGAGAUGAUCCGCACCUUAUGAAUUAUGAUUCUGAUGACGAGUACGUUGUGAAAGAUGCGAUUUCGAGAAUUAUUUACGAUUUCUCGUACAGCUAUCAUCAACUGAGCGACAUUCAUAAAUUAUAUGACUCAAUCUGAAUAAAGAAGAUUACCGAUACUGGGUGUGGGAGCCUUCAACUAGACUUAACCAAGCACACCAAUCCACUACAAGACCACCACGUUAUUACAAUCUUCAAUACCAAUUUGCC